GCGGAGUAUAAAGGUGUGCAGCGCUGCAGGCCGAGGUGAGUCACGCUGCAGAAGGCCAGCGCAGAGUCACGGCACCGUCAUGCUGCAGGUGUUGCCCACGUCCAGCAGGAACUACGACUACGACUAUGACACGGUCCAGCCCUACUUCUUCCUGGAUGGCGAGGAGGAGGACUUCUACCCGCCGCCGCGCAGCCAGCUCCUCCCGGGUCCAGGUGAAGACAUCUGGAAGAAGUUUGAGCUUCUGCCGACGCCCCCCCUCUCCCCCAGCCGGAGACCCUCCCCGUCCCACGCCCUCUCCGCCUCAGAACACCUGGAGGCGGUGUCCGACCUGCUGGAUGAGGAUGGCGACCCCUCCGCGGCCCUCCUCCAGUCCUUCGUCAUCCAGGACUGCAUGUGGAGCAGCAGCUUCGCCGCCGCCACCAAGCUGGAGAAGGCGGUGUCCGAGAGGCUGGCCUCGCUCCGGGCCCGUCGGGACUCCUCCACAGCCAUCAGCACCAACGCCACGACGGAGGGAGCAGCUGGUCAGCAGGUGGGCAGCACUCAGGUGAACUCUGGGUACCUGCAGGACCUCCACACCGACCGGACGGACUGCAUCGACCCCUCCGUGGUGUUUCCGUGCACCACGCCGAGCGAGAGGAGCACUGAUGGAGCGGCGACAGAACUGUGUCUGGACUCGCCGCCGCUCAGCAGCAGUGACAGUGAAUCAGAAGAAGAAGGUGAAGAAGAGGAGGUGGAGGAAGAAGAGGAAGUAGAAGAAGAGGAGAUUGACGUGGUGACGGUGGACAAGCGGAGGCCGUCACGGCGGUCCGACCCCAGCAUCAGACCGACGGCCCCCCCGCUGGUCCUCAAACGCUCUCACAUCAACAUCCAGCAGCACAGCUACGCCGCCCGGCAGCCGCCCGGGAAACGGCUGAAGCCGGAGAGCAGCCGCCCGGCGCCGAGGCAGAGCGGCGAGGACGACGUGGACAGACGCAGGACUCACAACGUGCUGGAGAGGCAGCGGAGGAACGAGCUGAAGAGGAGCUUCGCCGCUCUCAGGGAUCAGAUCCCGGCGGUGGCCGACAACGACAAAGCCGCCAAAGUGUCGAUCCUGAAAGAGGCGACGGCGUUCGUCCUGGAGGUCGGAGAGGACGAGAGGAGGCUGCUGACGAUGAAGGACGAGCUGAGGAAGAGGAGCAGAGAGCUCAAACACAGACUGAAGCAGCUGAGGACUUCACAAUAACGCUGACUCAGUUUAAUGUUGGAUUAUUGUUUUACGUCACGUUUUUACGGGUUAGCUGGGUUGAAACUAACAUGUUUAUAAAAAAAACAUUUUUUAUUUUGUGCAAUAACGUAACCUGAACAGGAACUCAAAGGAUCACAAUCAGUCAAACUGUGUGUUUUAUUUGUAUUUAUAACAUUUUUACAUCUUCUGCACAUUUUAAUUUAAAGCCGUUUUUGUUUUUUAUCAAGUUUGGUUCAAAAUUCAGAUGUUGUAUCAGGAGAAAUAAUAUUAUGUUCAUCUCACUGACUAACUUUAACUCCCGGCUGGUAAUGAUCAUAGUGAUCAAUAAUUUAAUAUUAUCUGGCAGUUUAUUUAAUCAAUAAGCAUGGUUCUGUUAUUGUUUUAUUUCAUUUUUAAAACUGUUUAUAUUUAUACCUCAGCCACUUCAAAAUAAAAGCCCUUCAGACAUCGGAGGUCCUGUUAGU
Molecule: messenger RNA, 1689 nt
Organism: Anoplopoma fimbria (sablefish)
Lineage: Eukaryota; Metazoa; Chordata; Actinopteri; Perciformes; Anoplopomatidae
Product: transcriptional regulator Myc-like
Biological process (GO): positive regulation of cell population proliferation; regulation of transcription by RNA polymerase II
Molecular function (GO): protein dimerization activity; DNA-binding transcription factor activity, RNA polymerase II-specific; RNA polymerase II cis-regulatory region sequence-specific DNA binding
Source: RefSeq, a predicted model, not a curated record